CUUGCAGACUUAACGUAAUGACGCUCAGCACUUCAGUCAACGUCACAUUUUGAAAGUCCCUGUAGUGCUGACAUUUGGUCUCAACCCGACGCUUUGGGUGAACGCGCCCCAGAAUAGCCCUGCGCGAUGUCUGUUUUACUCAGUUUGACGAAAUUCUUAUUAAUUGCUUCCACUGCAACUAUAUUAUCACUAUGUUACCUUUACAUGAAAACUGGGAAAUGCGCAUCACCACCGCUUCAGAGGGCCUACAACCCCAUGCCUAAUGUCACUCGACAGCCAACAUCAUGUAGCUGUCCCAGGUCCAUGAUAGAUUUAACAAAAUACGUGAACAAGGACAAAUUCAGCGACAUUGUUAAACGCAGAGCUGAAGUUUUUGAACAGGAUCAGAUCAGAAAAAAGACGAUACUAAAUGAGCUUCUGUUAGCUCCACCUCAUUCCCCUCUACAAUAUCCAAUCCAAGGAUUCAUUGUCAGUCCUCUCAAAAAGGGCAUCAUUCCAGGUUUAAGUGUACAUACUGUACAAAAACAAAAUUACAAGGUGACACUGAGCGUAAGCAGUGGUGUCCUGGCAGUGGAAAGUCUUCAGGAAAAGGACCAAGUGACGGGACAGAAUGAGAAGGUUCUCUCCAUUUCUGCCUCCAGCCUGUACUCUCUCAAUGACCUGCUGGGUCGGGUCUCCUACAGAAGCACUGUGUACAGCAUCAAGUCUGGAGACCUGGUACACUUCACCUUUGAGCAGUACAAGGCCGUCUUCCCCGUUGUGAUCCGACAGCCUACAGUGCCAGUUCUAUACGAACUUGGAGAGGAUAUCAAAUCCCAAGUAACGGUGACGACUAAGACUUUCCUGAGGUACCCUGAAGUGAACUAUCUCGUCAAAACGAUUAGACAGUUUUACGAAGACAUCAAAAUCAUCAUUGCGGAUGACAGCCUAAACCCACAGAAAGUGAAUGGAGAUAACAUUGAGCAGUACUUCAUGCCACCUGCCCAGGGCUGGUUUGCUGGCAGGAACCUUGCCGUCUCGCAGGUCACCACCAAGUACUUUCUGUGGGUGGAUGAUGACUUUGAGUUCACAGAGAGAACAAAGAUAGAGAGAUUUGUAGAAAUCAUGGAGUCUAAGCCUGAACUGGAUGUGGUCGCAGGGUCGGUGGGCAUAUACGCAAAUUCCUUCACGCUUAUCUACGACGAAGGAGACGAGGACGGUGGCUGUUUGACCCGAGUAAAAGGCACCUACCAGCCCAUUCCCGAGAUCCCAAACUGCUACUAGCUCGGGGUGAUCA
Molecule: messenger RNA, 1276 nt
Organism: Anguilla rostrata (American eel)
Lineage: Eukaryota; Metazoa; Chordata; Actinopteri; Anguilliformes; Anguillidae
Product: beta-1,4 N-acetylgalactosaminyltransferase 2-like
Exons: 9
Coding region: 127-1263 (378 amino acids)
Biological process (GO): UDP-N-acetylglucosamine metabolic process; UDP-N-acetylgalactosamine metabolic process
Molecular function (GO): acetylgalactosaminyltransferase activity
Source: RefSeq, a predicted model, not a curated record